This is a messenger RNA of Amphiprion ocellaris (clown anemonefish), 2168 nucleotides long. RefSeq names its product quinone oxidoreductase-like. The transcript has 8 exons. Gene Ontology annotation, molecular function: NADPH binding; mRNA 3'-UTR binding; zinc ion binding. The record is from RefSeq and is a predicted model, not a curated record. NCBI's taxonomy places the organism in Eukaryota, Metazoa, Chordata, Actinopteri, Pomacentridae. The coding region runs from base 56 to 1033 and encodes 325 amino acids. Gene Ontology annotation, cellular component: cytosol.
UCUGUGACUUUUCAGUUUUCCGUCCUCUGUGUAGACUUUGUGUUUAGGUGUAAACAUGUCGAGCAAAACGAUGAAAGCCAUCAGGGUCAGCGAGUUUGGAGCCCCAUCGGUCCUCAAAAUGGCAUCUGUGAGCAUCCCUCAGCCUGGAAUCGGAAAGGUGUUGAUUCGUGUUCACGCCUGUGGAGUGAAUCCUGUGGAAACUUACAUCCGGUCUGGGAAUUUUGAGAAACCCCCCCUGCCAUAUACACCGGGUAGUGAUGCAGCAGGAGUGGUGGAGUCUGUUGGAAAGGAAGUCACUUCAGUGAAGAAAGGUGAUCGUGUUUACACCACAGCCACCGAGUCAGGAAGUUAUGCAGAAUACACAAUCGCUGCUGAGGACUGUGUUCACAAGCUGCCUGAUGUUUUAGACUUUGCUCAGGGAGCAGCCAUUGGGAUCCCAUAUUUCACUGCUUUCAGAGCUCUGGUUCACAAAGCUCGUGUCAAAGCAGGACAAACCAUCCUCAUCCAUGGAGCCAGUGGAGGGACGGGUAUCGCUACCUGCCAGCUCGCUCGUUCUAUGGGCCUCAAAGUUCUGGGAUCAGCAGGUACUAAAGACGGGAUGAAGCUGAUUACCAAGAAUGGAGCUCACCUGGCUUUCAAUCACAGAGAAAAAGGAUACACUGAUAAAAUCAUGGCAGCCACAGGUGGCAAAGGUGUAGAUGUGAUUGUGGAGAUGCUGGCAAAUUCCAACCUCAGCAAAGAUAUGGAGAUGGUGGCCAAAGGAGGACGUAUUGUGAUUAUUGGCUCCAGAGGUCCCAUCGAGAUCGACCCUGUGAACAUCAUGGUGAAAGAGGCCUUAGUCAUGGGAGUGUUAAUUUUCCUCGCUACACUGGAGCAGAACAAAGAGUGUGAAGAGUACCUCUUUUCAGGGAUGGAGGCUGGUUGGCUGCGUCCACUCGUUGGUCCUAAGUAUACGCUGGACAAAGCUGCCCAGGCCCACAAAGACAUCAUCGAGUCCUCCGGGGCUGCUGGGAAGAUGAUCCUGACCAUGUGAUGACAGCAACAUACCUCAGCUCAAAGGUCACAGACUGGCUGUUUUUAAAGGGAGAGUCUGAAGGAGCAACAAAACUGGUUCAUAAAGCUUUUCUCUGAAAUCAUGUUUGAUUGUUACAGCAAAAUAAUCAAUCUUAAAGUUUACCAAUGGUAAUAAUUAGAUGUGCUAAUAUGAGGAUAAUUUCAAGAUACAAAUGAUAGUUUUAAGGAUGUCUUCCAUCCAAAAUACUACUCUGUCCUGUAAUUCAACCUGGUUGCUAUGAGGUACAUGAUGAACAAGUUGUGUAAUUAGCAUAAUUAGCUCAUUAUCAGGUAAAAUUAUGAGGCAAUCCAAUGCUAUGGGCUUUGUAAUCAUGAACUUUCAAGACACAAACACUUGGAAAAACUUCCUGUUCAACUGAAGACAGCUGGGUAUAGUUUUCAUUGUUCAUCAAACAAAACUACGUUAAUACAGUCAGUAUUCAUGUUGCAAUUCUUGUCCAUCCUGACCAUAAUGUGUGGUCAAUUCAGUCCUUAUCCUGCUGAGUAGAAAAUAAGGGUCCUACAACCACAGUCCUGAAAAUGAGCUCUGACAUCUCUGUGUGCUGUAUUAUUAUUAUCUAUCACUUGUUUAAACCCAGUAGAGUGUUUUUAAAUUGAGUUCUCAGAUUCUACUUCUUCCAUUGUUCUUGGUAGUUACCAUAUUUUAUUUGUGGGUUCUCUUAAUAUUCAUGAUAAUCAAUUUACAUCUGAAUUUUUAAUUACACCGAACACUUUAGCUCUGUCAUGUUCCCCUGGUUCUCCUGAGCAGUUUUUGCGGUGUGUCGGGGUGCAUUGUCCUGCUGAGGGUGGAAACUGGCAUCAAGGACUGCUGUUGUCAUGGGAGGUGGGGGGUUGCUUGACCUGCAGUGUUUAGGUGGGUGGUACAUGUCAAACAUCUACAUGAAUGUCAGGACUCAAGGUUUCCCAGCAGAACAUUGUUGUUGUGUUUAGAUGCAUUUAUGCUUUACGCCACUAGGCGUCACUGUGAAAUACGAUGCUUACUAAGACGCCAUAGAAAGAAAGUAGAAGAGAGUUCUAAGAUGGCGACUACAUGUUAUUUGAGUGUCUUCAAUACCUGUACUAUCAAAAGUGAAGUAAAGUGCCGCUCUAUCUAC